This is a messenger RNA of Phragmites australis (common reed), 794 nucleotides long. Its product is annotated as glycine-rich cell wall structural protein 2-like. The record is from RefSeq and is a predicted model, not a curated record. Lineage: Eukaryota; Viridiplantae; Streptophyta; Magnoliopsida; Poales; Poaceae. The transcript has a single exon. The coding region runs from base 84 to 533 and encodes 149 amino acids.
AGUGAGUAGUGAGUUCCUCUUCCACUUCCAGUGCGUUCCUCUUCCACUUCUUGCAGUGAGCAGGUGUGGCUACCGCCGAAGGCAUGGACGGGCCUAGGCGUCCCGCGCCAGGGCGGGGGCGGGGCCGGGGGCAGGAGGUGCCGCCUGGGUGGGCCGGCGAUGCCGGGUCCGGGCAGGGCUCCAGCCCCGACGGUUCGUGGAGGUACGGCUGGGGGUGGACCUCCGGGCCCGGGGGCGGCUGGGGCUACGGCCACGGCUCGGCUGCGCAGGGUCCCCGCGGCACUGCCGAGGGCUCCGCGUACGGGUUUGGCUACGGCAGCGGCGGUGGGGGCGGGGUCGGUGGUGGAGGAAGCGGGCGUGGAGGCUUCGGGUUCGGGUUCGGCGGACGCGGCGGCGAGGGCGGCCGUUUCGGCUGGGGAGCCGGCGGCGGGGCGUUUGGCGUUGGAGGUGACCACGGGGGCUGGGGAGCGCGCGGUGGGUUCGGCGGCGGCGGGCAACGGCCACAGCGCGGUGGGCGCGGUGGCGGCAACUGAAGAAGGCCGCAGCUCUGGGGCUUACUAGUGCACUGUUGUCUGGGUCUUGAAUAAUGCAGCCAUUUUUGGCUUGACUCCGUAUCCGUAAGCAAGAGACGAUUGUUUCAGUACAUGUGCCCGCCGCUCAAUGAUCAUGUUGCUUCGAGCUGGGUUGUGUGGAUGUUCUAGUGGUAAAAUUACGGGCAAUUCUACUGUGUGCCAUGGAAAAUGUCUCAGUUUCAUUAUUUACAUGCCAUCACAUAUUCUAAAUUUGCUUCCUUU